This is a messenger RNA of Closterium sp. Naga37s-1, 3809 nucleotides long. NCBI's taxonomy places the organism in Eukaryota, Viridiplantae, Streptophyta, Zygnematophyceae, Desmidiales, Closteriaceae. The record is from the annotation of a GenBank genome assembly.
AUGUUUCCGUCGUGCGAAUCAGUGGCGGCGGAAAUCGCGUUCGCGCUAGUGAGGGACCGACUCCACCUGGAGAGGACGCUUAGACGAGAGCGCGCCAAGCACGUGAGGCAAAUGGCAGAGGUGGAGAAAGAGAAGGACGCAGCUCUCAGCUACGGCAUUCUAGGGCCCCCCAAGUCCAAGCUCGCCCGCUCGAGAUCCGCCUCGCGAAUGACAGGCAGCCACGUGGCACCUGCCCCCUCCCGCUCCCUCUCAUACUCGCAGUCGAUCAGAACAGGGGAGGAGAGAGGAGGAGAGAUGAUGGGAGCAGGGGGGAGGGAGGAGGAUACGGGAAAAAGGGCAGAAGGCAGCCUGGUGGGUUCAGGAGGAAGAGCAGGAGGGGCAGCAGGAGGUGGUGUAGCAACCGAAGGCCUCCAGAGCAUCAUCGGCCAAUGGGAUCACAUCCCUGGAUCCGUCCUCGCCACGUCAGCACAGGUCCAGUCCUUCAGGGGCCGUUUCGCCUGCAUCAGCAGGAAUGGACGGUGGAGAUUCAACGCCACGCCGCGGCUGCUGCCGUGGCCGGGCGAGAUGAGUGCGUGCGACGAGAGGCACAUGGAGACGGUGCAUGGCGCGGUGGCGAUGCGUGACGCGGAUAGGGUGGUGGGGGAGGGGCGGGGGGAGGUGGAGUGGAAGGUGAGAGAAGCGCUCAAGUACGAAUGGAGGGUGGAAGGGGACGGAGAAGGGGAGGGCGUGGGCGGGGAAGGGGGAGAGGGCAGUAACAUCAGCAGUAGCAGCAGCGGCGGCGGCGGCGGCGGCGGCGGCAGCAGCAGUAGCGGUGGUGGCGGUGGUGGCGGGAGCAGUGGUGCCUCAAGCACCCCCAGCAGCAGCAACAGCCAGGGUACAUGUGGGCGGUGGGAGCGGUUUUCAGGCGAGGCACUCUGCCGGGCGAUAGCAGGGCGCAAUGUAAUGGUGGUGGGGGACUCGCUCAGCCUGCAGCUCGCGCACGCCCUGCGCUACAACACCCGCGUGGGGGCGGAGGACCCGAAAGAGCGUGUGCGGCGCGGGCAAAUCUCGGUGCUGUGCCGGCGGGUGCGGGGUGCUUCGUACUCCCCCUGGCUGUCGCCGCAGCGCUGCUGGACCGCUGUGCUGUGUGGGGAUGUGGAGGGCAGGCAGGGAGAAGGGGGUGUGCAGGGGAGGGAGGAGGGUGUGGAUGCGCAAGGGAGGCAGGAGGGUGGGGACGUGGUGGGGACGGGUGAGAGUGGGGAUGUGGAGUGGAAGAGAGAUAGCAGCAGCAGCAGCAGCAGCAGCAGGGAAAGUUCACCCCAGGCCGCUCGCUCCUCUCUUGCAUUCAACCUCUUCUUCGUGCGAGACGACUACCUGCUCUCCCCCGCCUGGCGCAACCAGUGGCUCACAAAGCGCGUGCAGGGCUCAUGGGUGGAUGAUCUGCGGCGCGAGAACGUGUCGAUUCUGAUUGUCAACCGCGGCGCGCACUUCACCCCGCACGAGUCGUUCGCGUGGGAGGUUUCGGGGCAGCUGGCUUGGCUGAGAGAGCAGUUUCCGGCUCUGCUGAUUGUUGUGCGCGGCACGCCGGCGGGGCAUAAGGGGUGCAUGCGUUACGACCGUCCCUUGGAAAGAAGAGUUGAAAAGGAUAAUUCAACCAUUAUAAUGGCUGCAGAGGAGGAGUUACGGCCGGUAGAGGCGAAUAAAGACGUGGCCGAAGCGGCUGCAGAGGAGAUUAAAGCUGUCAAUGGGGCGUCGGAGGUAGGGCAGGAGGAGGACGGGAGCGAGGAUUUCAAUAAACUGAUUCCGGAUUCCGAUUCGUCAGAUUCGGAAGCGAGUGUAGGGGAGGGGGUAAGCGACGAGGAGGAAGAGGUAGAGGGAAGGAGCGAGAAGCGAGAGGGUGCGUCUGGAGCCAAUCUGUUGGCGGCGCAGGCGCAAGCGGAGAAGAAAUCCGCAUUGCAGGCGGCGCGAUUGGCGCGCGAGCAGAAGCGCGCCGAGUCGGCGGCGGAGCGGAAGGAGCGGCGCGCGCUGAAGGACCUGUUGCGGCGGCCGUGGGGGAAAGUUGGCGGAGGGGGAGAUGGCGGAGAGGAUGGGGGGAAAGAGGAGGAGGUGCGGGGGAGUGAUGAUGAGGAAGAGGAGGAGGAGGGGGAGGGGGAGGAGGGUUCAGAUGGUGAAGGGGAUGAUGAGGCGGAGGAGGGGGAAGAAGAGGAAGGAGAGGAGGGAGAAGAGGGGGAAGAGGGGGAGGAGGACGAUGAGGAGGAAGAGGGCGAAGAAAGCGAAGAGGAAGCGGAGGCGGAAGAGGGGGAGGAGCGAGAGGGGCGGGAGGGCGAGGGCGCGGGUCAUGCGGCGGAGGAGAGCGACUCCUCGGAGGACGAGCGCCCAUCGCGCAACACGGUGGGCAGGGUGCCCCUAGAGUGGUACAAGGAGGAGGGGCACAUCGGGUACGACAGGGAGGGGAAGCGCAUUAUGAAGCAAAAGGGGCGCGCCUCUAAGGGGGACAAGCUGGACGAGUUCCUCGCCCACACCGACGACCCUGACGCCUGGAAGGUGGUGUAUGACGAGUACAAUGACGAGGAGAUCCGGCUGACAGAGGAGGAUAUUGAUAUGAUCCGCCGAAUCAGGGAGGGGCGCACCCCGCACGCGCACGUCGACCCCUACGAGCCGUACCUGGACUGGUUCGACUGGGACGAGAAGUGGGACCCGCUUAACGCCCAGCCGGAACCCAAGAGGCGCUUCACCCCCUCCAAGCAUGAGGCCAAGCAGAUAGUGCGGCUGGUGCGGGGACUGAGAAAAGGAACGAUCAAGACGCUAGCGCAGAGGGAGAAGGAGCGGAAGCAGAAGGAGAGCGAGGGGCAGCAGCAGGCGGUGUACCUGCUGUGGGGGGACGACCUUAAAGCCAUUGCCUCUCAGUCUGACAAGACCAAGAACGUCAACGGACUCAGCUUCGUCGCCGCCCCUAAACCCAAACUGCCAGGCCACGAGGAGUCGUACAACCCGCCGGUGGAGUACAUACCCACGGAGGAGGAGGUGGCUAGACUUCUCAAGUACAUGAUGCAGGCGGAGUACGAAGGCACCUCCGACUCGCUCUUCGUGCCCAAGCAGUACGUUCUGUCACUGUCUGCUGUGAGUGCUGUUUUGAAAGGCAUGCAGGCGGAGUACGAAGGCACCUCCGACUCCCUCUUCAUGCCCAAGCAGUACACGUCCCUGCGCUCCGUGCCGGCGUAUCCUCGCUUCAUCCGAGAGCGCUUUGAGCGCUGCCUCGACCUCUACCUGUGCCCUCUAAUCCACUCCUCCCCCCCCCCAACCACCACCACCACCACCACCACCACCACCACCACCACCACCACCACCACCACCACCACCACCACCACCACCACCACCACCACCACCACCACCACCACCACCACCACCACCACCACCACCACCACCACCACCACCACCAUCAGGUACAAGUCCCUGCGCGCCGUGCCGGCGUAUCCGCGCUUCAUCCGUGAGCGUUUUGAGCGCUGCCUGGACCUCUACCUGUGCCCUCGCGUCAAGAAGAACCGGAUUAUGAUCGACCCUGACGCGCUGCUCCCCAAGCUGCCCAAGAGGAAGGAUCUGCGUCCCUUCCCCCACUCCCUCUCUCUGCGCUACCUGGGCCAUCGCGCCACCGUGCGAUCACUCUCCCUGCACCCCUCCGGGCAAUGGCUUGCCUCAGGCAGCGAUGACGGCACAGUGAGGGUGUGGGAGGUGGACACCACUCGGUGCCGGCGGGUCAUCCAGAUGCCAACGGCAGUCAAACACGUGGCAUGGAGCCCUGCUUCCUCCCGCCCCAUCCUCGCCAUCACCUC